This is a messenger RNA of Striga hermonthica, 2694 nucleotides long. The record is from the annotation of a GenBank genome assembly. NCBI's taxonomy places the organism in Eukaryota, Viridiplantae, Streptophyta, Magnoliopsida, Lamiales, Orobanchaceae.
AUGGGUAUGCGUUUUCCUUCGGAUAAUGCUUGUAAAGAACCACUAUUAAACUCCAUCAAUCCUCAGUCAUGGCUCCAAGUUGAAAGAGGCAAACGCACCAAACUUUCACCACACUCUCCAUCUUCAAUUGAAUCCCUCAUCAAGGUCCCCGAUCCCCCGAUUCUCCCGCUCUACAAACCUGUCGACUAUGUCAAAGUCUUGGCCCAAAUUCACGAAGAGCUCGAAACUUGCCCCCCAGCCGAUAAAUCGAGCCUUUAUUUGUUACAGUAUCAAGUCUUCAAAGGCCUUCGUGAGUGCAAGCUGAUGCGAAGGAGCCUCCGCUCGGCCUGGCUCAAAUCGAGCACUGUUUAUGAAAAGCUCGUUUUUGGGGCAUGGCUGAAAUACGAGAAGCAAGGGGAAGAGAUCAUAUCUGAAUUGCUAUCUUCCUGCGGAGGAAAAUGCGCAAAUGAGUUUGCGGCCAUAGACAUUGCUUCUGAAUUCCCUUUUACCCGAACUUCCAUGACCCCGACAAAUGAUGCCCUUGCCCCUCCUCUCGUUUCUUUACGAAUCGGCAAUGAGAUGGUAACCUGCGAAAGGAGUGCGAUAGCUGCGCUCUCGGCUCCGUUUCAUGCGAUGCUACUCAAUGGCUGUUUCGCCGAAUCUUUCACUGAUGUUAUCGAUCUCUCGGAAAACAAGAUUUCUCCUUUAGGAAUGAGAACGAUAAGUGACUAUUCCGUAACGGGAAGUUUGAAUGCUGAUGUGGCGCACGGUCUUUUAUUAGAGAUAUUAGUAUUUGCAAACAGGUUCUGCUGUGAAGGUCUAAAAGAUGCCUGCGACAAAAAGCUAGCUUCUUUAGUGUCUUCCUGUUCAGACGCGAUCGAACUGAUGGAGUUCGCACUCGAGCAAAACUCCCCUGUCCUAGCUGUCACCUGUCUGAAGGCAUUCCUCGACGAACUCCCCGUCUCGCUGCAAAACGAGCGUGUGGUUGAGCUUUUAACUGGACUCGACAGGCAGCAGAUAUCGAUCAUGGUGGGUCCCGGGCCCGCAUCGUUCUCUCUCUAUUCUCUACUCUCCGAAGUUGCCAUGGAUUUAAACCCGUCCUCCAACGCGUCACUUCUUUUCUUGAACCAACUGGUGAUGAACUGUGCUGUGACUAGCCAGCAGAAAAUGAUCGCAUUCCACAAGCUCGGUUGUGUUCGGCUAAUGAGAAAAGAAUAUUUAGAGGCCGAGAAGCUAUUUGAGGCGGCCUUAUCAGAAGGGCACGUCUAUUCUGUUACGGGCCUGGUCCGUAUCGGCUGCAUUAUCAAGAAAGGGCCCCGUAAAGAAGAAUGGGCCUACGAUAAAAUCACCUCCGUUUUAUUAUCCUCUCACGGCCCGCCGCCGCUCGGGUGGAUGCAUGAGGAGCGAUCUUUGUACUGCGAUGGCGAGGCGAAAAGAUUGGAGGAGCUUAAACGGGCUACUGAGCUCGACCCGACACUGACCUACCCUUAUAUGUAUCGAGCUGCGUACUUGAUAAGGAAGCAAGACGUGCAGUCUGCGCUUGAUGAGAUCAACCGGGUGCUCGGUUUUAAGCUGGCCUUGGAGUGCUUGGAGCUUCGUUUUUGUUUCUACCUUGCGAUCGAGGAUUAUAAAUCGGCUUUGUGUGACCUUCAGGUGAUUUUAACGUUGUGCCCAGGUUAUAGGAUGUUUGACGGGCGGGUCGGGGCAUCUCAGCUUCGGGUGCUCGUUCGGGAGCAUGUGGAGAAUUGGACAACAGCCGAUUGCUGGCUGCAGUUAUAUGAUAAGUGGUCUUCGGUGGAUGAUCUCGGGUCGUUAUCUGUUAUAUAUCAAAUGCUCGAGUCGGAUUCGGCUAAAGGUGUUCUGUUUUUCAGACAAUCGCUGCUUCUUCUCAGACUCAACUGUCCUGAAGCUGCAAUGAGGAGUUUACAGCUGGCUCGCCAGCAUGCGUUGAGCGAAGCCGAAAGAUUAGUUUACGAGGGGUGGAUUUUAUACGAUAGCGGUUAUUGUGAAGAAGGGCUACAGAAAGCUGAGGAGUCCAUUAGUCUCCAUAGAUCCUUUGAAGCAUUUUUCUUGAAAGCAUAUGCUUUAGCUGACUCCAGUCAGGACCCAUCUUGUUCGUCAGCUGUAGUUUCGCUUCUUGAAGAAGCUUUGAAGUGCCCUUCGGAUAGACUUCGCAAAGGCCAGGCUCUGAACAAUCUUGGAAGUGUCUAUGUCGAUUGUGGAAAGAUCGAUGCUGCAGCCGAUUGCUACAUAAAUGCCCUCAAAAUCCGGCACACGCGGGCCCACCAAGGCCUUGCCCGUGUCCACUUUUUGAGAAAUGAUAAAAACGCAGCCUAUAAUGAGAUGACUAAACUGAUCGAGAAAGCAAGGAAUAAUGCAUCUGCUUACGAGAAGCGGUCAGAGUAUUGUGAGCGUGAGCUCACAAAGGCAGAUCUCGAAAAAGUCACUUCUCUCGAUCCUCUUCGGGUUUACCCUUAUAGAUACCGAGCUGCAGUUUUGAUGGAUAACCACAAGGAGAAAGAAGCGAUUGCUGAGCUUUCGAGGGCUAUAGCAUUCAAGGCGGAUCUUCAUCUUCUCCACUUACGAGCCGCAUUCCAUGAGCACAUUGGUGAUGUCAUGGGGGCCUUAAGAGACUGUCGAACCGCACUCUCGGUAGACCCUAACCACCAAGAGAUGUUAGAACUUCAUAGCCGAGUCAACACACACGAGCCUUGA